AACUUUCAACAAGUGCCAAAUGCAAUGAGUGCAUUGUGGUAUUGUGGAGAUGAGAGGUGGUAAUGGUGAUAAUUUCAAUAUCAUUGUAUGAAGAUUACUGAAUGUUUAUAUAAUAACAAUUCCUAGUAUACCAUUUCCAUUUUACGAUUAAUGUGAAAAAUGUGAUAUACCUUUUAAGAUUAGUGUUUUAGUUCCUGUGUUUCGUGUAUAUUCGAUAAAUUAUUAAUUACGGGGUCACUUCAAAUGAUCCUAACCAAACGUUUUCAAUUCCAAUAGUUUUCAAAGAAUCUGCUAUCAUGUUUUGGAAGUACAAUAAUCUUGCACAAAUUGAAGCUUUAGUAAAUAAAGAGAAUGUUACUCUGCUGGAAGUCUUGGAGUUUGAGGAUAUAUUGAGCGAAUGUAAAACUCAGAACAAAAUUUUGUUAGACUACCUACAGAAGACCGAGGUGAUGGAUGGACUACUGACACUCAUCACGACAGAACCGUCAAAUGAAAUAGAAGAGAGAACUAGAUAUAGGAUUCCAAACUUGGCUUGUGAAAUUUUAACCUGUGAUGUUUCAUCUAUGAAUGAAAAAUUGGCGAAAGAGGAAGUACUCCUGAAUAAGCUUUAUUCAUUUUUGGAACGUGAUGCACCGUUGAAUCCUCUUUUAGCUUGUUAUUUUUGUAAACUCAUGAGUGCCCUUGUUGUGAAGAAAAAUGGACAGAACUGGCUAUCCUAUCAGAUGACUUGCUUACAGGUCCUAGACUUUUUAAAAUCUAAGGACACCUUCAUUCCUUACCUGCUCAAACACAUAGGGGCAGCUUCUAUUAUGGAUCUCGUUCUCAAGUUGAUGACGCAAGUGGAGACAGUGGACACAGAGGAAACUUUUGCAUCUUGGCUCAAUAGUCAAGGAUUCAUACAGUCAUUGGUAUCACUCUUCAAGUCAGAAGUCGAAAAAGAAAGACACUUCAAUGUUGCCAUGUUGUUGUGUGAUUUCAUCAGAAUAGCUCGUGAUGAUACGAGAAAUGCAACAGAAAAAGUUGAGCCCGACAUACUCCUGCUCACUUUGGAAUCUCCCCAAACAAUUUCUAUACUGUUGGAUUCUAUGCUAUCUGGCGAUGAAAGGAGCGAAUCCGCAGUGGCGGGCGGCAUUCAAGUACUUCAAGCUAUACUAGACGUUUAUCAAACUAGUUACAAGUUUUCCCCACAAAAUAUGUAUAAUUCGAAUAUGGAUGACGAAGCUGAAAUUGAACAAAAACAGAAAAUCAUUUUCAACACCACUCAAGCUAUCAAGCAUCGGAUAAAGGAUCUUCAUAAUAUCCUGGUACAUCCUCCAAAGCUUUCCCCUAUACAGACCACUGCAGGAACAUUAAAUCCGCCAUUAGGUUAUGCUCGGAUCCAAAUUAUCAAGUUGUUUGCUACUCUGAUCCCGUCUGAUAAAGAAGAAAUAUUGAACGAGCUUGAGUUGGCUGGGACCUUUCCUGUACUAUUGGAGCUAUUUUUCAAAUAUCAGUGGAAUAAUAUUUUACAUUCACAAGUAGAAGCAUGUUUUGUGUCCGCACUGAAGACACUUGCAUCCGAUGACAGUGACGACAGUUCAAAUGCCUUAAUUAAACAUUUAUUUGUGGAUUGUAAGUUGAUAGAGACAAUUUUGAGCGCUUGGAAAGAAAAUGACGAGCAUCAGAAACAAGAGAAUGGUGGCCGAAAGGGUUAUAUGGGUCAUUUGAUAAAUAUAAUUAAUGAAAUAGUAGAUGUGUGUUCAAAUACUUCUCUAGGACAGUAUCUCACGAAAAAUCUUCCUGAAGUUGCCAAAUCAUUAGAAGAAUUCAAAGAAUCCACUUUGAAAGAAGUGAAUAGAAUACAGGACACUAUGUUGGGAGAUGCUCCUCCGCAAGUUUCAACUACAACAUUCAACAAUUUUGAAGAUAUACCGUUCCCUCAAUCAAGCGCCGUGCAGCAACAGGUCUUUUCACAAUAUCAAAUGCAGAAUCUCUCACCGCAGUAUAUUGAUGGUUACAGUGGGUUUAAUGAUGAUGAGUUUACCGAUGGUGAAGAUACUCUACAGAAUAUCGAUCAUCGGACUCAAAUGAAUUUUGAUGUCUCCGAGAGUGAUUUGAUUCAGCAGCAAGAGAUAUUCAAGCAAGUUUGUGCCCAGAAUAUCAAUACUUUGGAUGACGCUGAUGAUCAAAUCUUCGAAGAAAGGGAACAUACUUUUCAAACUGUCAUCGAGAAGCACGACAGAAACGAAACUGCUUACAGCAGUGACAGUGAUGAUGAGCCCGGAGAAGAUACAAUGGAUGCUGAUCCUUGGGAAUCCCCCAAAACCAGCUCUAUCGCGCCGGUAAUUGGAUCGGAUCCUUGGAAUCCUGAAUUUACCAGCUCGGAUACAACAAUAGGGGAAUGGGCUGAUUUCAGUUCCGUGCUUUUCGUAAAUGAUUGUGUUGGCGUUAAUGAUGAUGCGAACAAAAAAGAUGUAAGUAAGGAGCCUGCGGAAGAAAAAGACUUAAAAUUGGAAAAUGUCGAGGAUGAAGCGAAUAUGCCCAAAAACACAUUAACCGAUAGUAUUAACAGUAUUGCUCAAACGGAUGGAGUGAAACCCAAUGUGGCUGGGGAUCGGGGGGAUGAACCGUUGCCGUCUGAUCAGAGAGCGGCAGGAACAGUUGCUGAACCGUCCAAAAGUAUACAAGAAGGUGACUGUAAUACGCUAUCAGGGUCUGCGGAACAGGAAAAAGUGAAAAAAGAAAAAGUUUGAGCAAUCCCCCUACAUAUCAAAUGGGAACGUUAUAUCGAGUCUACGCCGUAAAGACAUCGUGAAGUAUUCUGUACUAACUUUCUUUAAUUACACUUUCAUAUCUAGAACAAUAAUGACUGCCUCACAACAAUGGUGACAGGAUUGGGAUUUUUGAAGGCUGACUUUAUUUAUUUAUCAAUAUAUGAGCCGGUUCUUGAUACUGUAGUAUAUUUAUUUGCCGUUACGUGGAAGAAGCACCCCUAAAAAGUAAAACUUUUUUUUUAUACUAACCCAAUUGUUGGUUUGCUGAAACUUCACUGUUGUUUUCUGGCAAUGAUAGCAAUAUUUGAAAAGAUUGUGUGUCUGUAAAUCUGUCUCAAAAUUUUACUUUCCAUGUAAUUAUUUCUAAAUAAUUUGAAAUUGUUAUUCUUGGGGGUUCUGGUCAUAUUAUACUGGUUAUAAAAUAUUUAUAGUUGAAUUAAAUUGCUUCAAGCUCGA
Molecule: messenger RNA, 3209 nt
Organism: Leptinotarsa decemlineata (Colorado potato beetle)
Lineage: Eukaryota; Metazoa; Arthropoda; Insecta; Coleoptera; Chrysomelidae
Gene: fmt
Product: phosphatase 6 regulatory subunit 1-like protein fmt
Cellular component (GO): cytosol; nucleus
Molecular function (GO): protein phosphatase binding; protein phosphatase regulator activity
Source: RefSeq, a predicted model, not a curated record